CAGGCGGCGGGGCUCGUGCUGCCUUGCAGACGCCGCCACCCCGGAGCCUCCCGCGCAGUCUAGCCAUGGUCAACCCCACCGUGUUCUUCGACAUCGCCGUCGACGGCGAGCCCUUGGGCCGCGUCUCCUUCGAGGUAAGGGACCUGGAAACCAAGAAGUGACUGCUCAUCCAAUCCGUAAAGCUAUGUUAACAGAUUGGAGCUGUUUGCAGACAAAGUUCCAAAGACAGCAGAAAACUUCCGUGCUCUGAGCACUGGGGAGAAAGGCUUUGGUUAUAAAGGUUCCUGCUUUCACAGAAUAAUUCCGGGAUUUAUGUGCCAGGGUGGUGACUUCACACGCCAUAAUGGCACUGGUGGCAGGUCCAUCUAUGGGGAGAAAUUUGAUGAUGAGAAUUUCCUCCUGAAGCAUACGGGUCCUGGCAUCUUGUCCAUGGCAAAUGCUGGCCCCAACACAAACGGUUCCCAGUUUUUCAUCUGCACUGCCAAGACUGAGUGGUUGGAUGGCAAGCAUGUGGUCUUUGGCAAGGUGAAAGAGGGCAUGAAUAUCGUGGAAGCCAUGGAGCGCUUUGGGUCCAGGAAUGGCAAGACCAGCAAGAAGAUCACCAUUGCUGACUGUGGACAAAUCUAAUAAAUUUGACUUGUGUUUUAUCUUAACCACCAGACCAUUCCUUCUGUAGCUCAGGAGAGCACCCCUACACCCUCAUCUGCUUGAAAUAUCCUAUAAUCUUUGUGCUCUCACUGCACUUCUUUGGGUUCCAUAUUUUCCUUAUUCCCCUCCAAGUUUAGCUGAAUUGAAAAGUUUAUGAUUAUGAAAUAAAAACUAAACAACA
Molecule: messenger RNA, 829 nt
Organism: Hippopotamus amphibius kiboko
Lineage: Eukaryota; Metazoa; Chordata; Mammalia; Artiodactyla; Hippopotamidae
Gene: PPIA
Product: peptidylprolyl isomerase A
Exons: 6
Coding region: 313-627 (104 amino acids)
Biological process (GO): protein peptidyl-prolyl isomerization; protein folding
Molecular function (GO): peptidyl-prolyl cis-trans isomerase activity
Source: RefSeq, a predicted model, not a curated record